This is a messenger RNA of Lachancea dasiensis, 1131 nucleotides long. The record is from the annotation of a GenBank genome assembly. Lineage: Eukaryota; Fungi; Ascomycota; Saccharomycetes; Saccharomycetales; Saccharomycetaceae.
AUGGCAUUCCAGUUUGGAUUUUCUGGACAAGAUUUAAGCGACGAUGAAUUGAGCGACCAUCGGCAGUGUUCUCAAGACAGCCCUGGCAUGAUUGGCGAAGCGGAGAAGCCAGCAUGUAACCCACUAGACUCCCCCAAUCUACAGUCGUCAGUCUUCAAGCAACCAGCUUGGGAAGAUCUGGGUGCAAUUUUGGAAAGUCUCGUUAAUGUCAGGAUUUCAUUUGAAAAGAUUCUAACUCCGCAAUGUGGGAUCCCGCUGUAUCGGCGGGAACUUUUCGAUGUCAAACAUCAACUUAUGACAGAGGCAGACGACGAGGCAAGCGUGCAUAGUAGUGUAGAGCUAGAGAUUUUAAUGGGUGAAACGAAUGAAGAUGUACGCCGAAAUGUUUACGAAGGGGGCCUAAAGUCGUGGGAGUGCUCGAUUGAUCUUGUCGAUGCUUUGUCUUUAAGCCUUAGUGAAAGCAUUCGGUCAAGUACGAUCUUGGAGCUUGGAUGUGGUACAUCUCUGCCGACUGAAUAUCUAUUCGCACAAUUGCUACAAAACAAGGGCCAAAGGUGUAAUGCAAACAUAUAUUUGGCUGAUUACAAUGAAUCCGUGCUGCGUUUAGUGUCAAUUCCAAAUUUAGUACUUACGUGGGCGGUAGUGACUCUAAGCUCUCAAGAACUGACUGAAUUACAGAAACAUGAAGACCCCAAUACCCCUGUUGCCGAGGGCGAGCUUUUAUUGACAAAGGCUCUGCUUCGCAAAUUUGCACAGGACAUAUCUGCCAAAGGUGUCCACUUGAACCUUUUAUCGGGCGCAUGGGGGCGCGAUUUCUGCAACAUUCUACUUCCGCGACUACCAGAAACGAGCUCAGAACUCCUAAUAUUGUCGUCUGAGACAAUAUAUCAACCUGAAACGCUCCCAGUGAUCUCAGAAGUCAUCCUGGAACUUCUGCAGUCAAAACCCGGUGCAAGAGCAUUAGUGGCCGCCAAGGAUAUAUACUUUGGAGUUGGAGGUAGCGUUAUUGAGUUUCAAAACUACAUCCACGACAAAAUACAGAGCCGCUCUCUAAAUCUGGUUCAACAGACCAGCAAAAUCCAGGCUGGUCUUAAAAGGUCUAUAGUAUCUAUUCACCAAAAAGAGCAAUAG